Formica exsecta is the source of this 3829-nucleotide messenger RNA. RefSeq names its product rabphilin-3A. The record is from RefSeq and is a predicted model, not a curated record. Gene Ontology annotation, molecular function: small GTPase binding. NCBI's taxonomy places the organism in Eukaryota, Metazoa, Arthropoda, Insecta, Hymenoptera, Formicidae. Gene Ontology annotation, biological process: intracellular protein transport. The transcript is spliced from 11 exons. Bases 1130 to 3604 code for a protein of 824 amino acids.
CUUUGUUACAUACGUACAUAUGUGAGUGUGUACAUAUAUAGGGAGUGAUCUAAUGAUAAAUUGAAGAAAUUAAUCCUUCUCGUAAACCUACUUUGGAUGCAUUUUACAAAAUUACCCAGCUACGCGAUAACGGUUUGUAAAGAGCGCCUACCAUUGUAUUCAUCGCAGAAUGUCCUACUUCUUGGCUGCCACGCGCCGUUCAAUUUGCACGAUUAUCUAGUCCCGGUUGAUACGAUAAAAAGUCAGUACAUGCUUGGGACAGUUUCAAUCACAGCGGAGAGCUGUGAGGACGAUGAUGACGAUGAUGACGACGAUGACAACGACGACGACGAUGACGACAAGGCACGACAUAUGCCUCCGUCCGGUUUUAUCUACGUCCACGCCUGUUGCGCCUGACAAUCCCUCUCUUUAUUAGACCUCUCUCCGUCUUUCUUUCUUUCCCUUUCUUUUCCAUCCUCCAGGCCGCCUCCACAACUUUCACCUGAUCCACCCUCUCCCAUAUCGUUACUUCUUUUCCUAUCUUUUUCCUCUCUCUCUCCACGCUUGGCAGCUUGAUACAUCCCUGCGGACCGUACGAGGGGAAGCUCUCGCACCCUUCCACCCAGCCAGCCAACCUUCUCUACCCAUCGCCGCUCUUCCGCCGAGUUGAGCCGCGCGCGCGACUCAGUUACUGAGGUAGUGGCGACUACACACCAUACACCAGCAGGCAGCACCCAGUCAGCACCGGCUUAUCAGUUGACGGAUAUCGUGGCGGCAGCUCGCCACGGGGGUUCCCCGGCGGACCGGCGCGAUUUUGCGCGAUUGCCUAGUGUGUUGCUCAUCGACGACGCUGGAACUCAGGGGAGAGCGUGCACUAAUUAACGGUGACGGUUAAUUGACGGAGAGUACGAUCCGCCAAGAGCAAUUGACCGUGCGCCGACCAGUUGCAGCCUGUUGCAAGCGCCUGCUUCUGACAGGAACCCGCUAAGUGCUACUUCAAUUUACUUGGGGAAAGGACAAAGUUUUCAUGCGGCUUCCAGCUACUACGGUAUUUUUCUACAAAUGAUAUCUAUCAGAUUAAAGACAGACUGAAAUUCCGCGCAAAACAAUUAAAAUAAACGAUACGUUACAAAUAAAAUAACUCAGUGAAAUGGAUGAACCAAUAACACGAAGUGGCAGGUGGGUUUGUCCGAACGAUCGACAUUUGGCGUUGCGAGCAAAAUUACGAACAGGAUGGUCCGUGAAAACAGGAUCUUUCGAAUCCCAUGGAUGGGGAGAGUAUCCAAAUUCUUAUAUAAGCGGUUCCAAUCGUUGCGGACAAUCUUGUUUGCUCACGGAAGAUGAACGACAAAGCAUUAUUCAGGUGAUACAGAGAGCCGAGGCUCUGGAUCUAUCGGAGCAAGAGCGAGUCGGUAGACUCGUUGAGAGACUGGAGAACAUGAAACGGAAUGUUUGCAUCGUGACGUCGACUAGGUCGAACGAGAGGCGCGGUUGUGGAAGUCGAUGCUCAGGUGGAGGUGCCCGUUGCGUCUGUUCGUGCGCUCUCUGCGGCGAAAAAUUCGGCGCAGUGCUAGGGGCGAGUGCGAACUUCUGCAAGGACUGUCGCAGGUACAUCUGUCAGAAGUGCGGCAUCGAGGCCACGAGGCUUAAUCUGCCGAAGGGAAACGGCGACAAAAAUGACACGACCGCUUCGUCGCGCAGCUCGUUGCGUCUCAUGAGAAUCGCUCAGGAGCGAAUGGCCGUGCAAAGAAUCGUUCAAAGAUCCCAUGGCAACGCGCAGAAGCAGUUUCUCUGCCGGAUUUGCGCCGAGACCAGGGAAAUGUGGAAAAAGAGCGGUGCUUGGUUCUUCAAAGGCAUGCCAAAGUACAUUCUACCAGAGAAGAAGGAGCGUGGGUGGUCUCGACCUAGUCACAGAACGUCGACGUGGACGAUAAGCAGAUCUUUGGAUUCAACCGACGCUCAGGAUUCCUCGUCCGACGACGACGCGAUGCGACGACUCGCGGUAAAUCGCGGUCUUUCUAUCUCGCCAACGAAUCCAUCGAGCACGAAUCGUGAAAGCACCCCCACCAAACUGACGGUUUCCAGUCCCGCGAGCAGUACCCCAUCGCCGAAAAGUCCUCGAGGGAGGCCGAACGGUCUGUCACCUUCGGGAUAUCGCGAGGACGCCGGUUCCGACAGACUGGACAAGUCCUGUCUGUCGAUCGCCUCGCAAUGCAGUCGACUUUCGCCCACGGGUUCAAUCGGCACCCCACGAUCAAGGACGAGCGGCAGGAGCCCAAGCGGCAAGAGUCCGAGCGGUCUGCAGACGGAACAACGCGUGUCCUUCGAGGACAUGUUCGUGGACGACGAGAAGGCCAACGAAGCCGACGACGAUGAGGAAGAGGAUAGUGAGAACUCGAGCACUCCCAAGGACGUCUCCACCACCCUGGAUCGAUCGAAGGCCACUCAGGUACAAUCUCUCAGACUGAAGACGCCGACGAUAACGACGUCGCCGGUGACGAUGACGCCGACCACGCCGGUCAAACGGUUUCAGACUAUGGGCAAGAUCCUCGAGAGAAAUACGGAACGGGACGCGAACAAAUCCUGCUCGGAUCAGGACAGCUCUUCCAGCGGGACUCGCAGCAACAGCCAAGUCAGGGCGCCAAGAACUCCGGAAUAUCCAAAAGAAACGGGACAAGAUUAUGGGACUCUCGAAGUCUCCUUGCGAUACGACCCGGCCGAUCAGUGCCUCCAGUGCAAGGUGGAACGUGCGCGUCGCCUAAUACCUAUGGACAUCCAAGGCCACGCCGAUCCCUUUUGCAAACUGAAUAUAUUGCCCGUGGGGAAGAUAGCGACAUGCAGCCGAUUGCGAACAAAAACUGUACACAAGACGCGCGACCCCGAAUUCAACGAGACGGUGAAUUUCUACGGGAUGACAGAAACCGAUAUCUCAAGUGGCAAGGCAUUGCACAUUUUAAUCAUCCAGGACGACCCAUCGGGCCAAGACUUCCUGGGAGAGGCGAAAUUUCCUCUACACGAAUUACAACCAUAUCAAACGAAACAUUACAAAGUUCCUCUGCAGGCUCAUUAUCCGGUAGACAACGAAGAGGAAAUUUGGGGCAUGUGUUCAAGCGGACGGGGGCAGAUACAGAUAAGCCUGAGCUAUUGUACGCGUCGGCGUGCACUGCUGGUCACAAUACACCGCGCUAUGAAUCUCCUGCCCAUGGACAACAACGGGUUUUCUGACCCAUUCGUCAAGUUGGCCCUCGUCGAGGAUGCGACCGACAAUCAUCGGCAGCAACGGUUCCUAGAUUACUCAUCGACCGCUCGCGCUACUGCCAGGAAGCUAAAAAAGACGGCCGGCCGCAACUCCCAGAGCACGAGCAUCAAACGCAAGACCCUGAACCCAGAAUGGAACGAAGAGUUCGUUUUCGCGACUCGCUUGACGGAGCUGAUGAAGCUGACGCUAUGUCUCUCCGUAUGGGACAAGGAUUUCGGCAAGAGUAACGAUUACUUGGGCGGCCUCAUGUUAGGUUGCGGUAGCAAAGGAGCGCGUUUGCGGCACUGGAUUGACGCGAUCAAGUUUCCGGAUCAUCGUCAUCUGGCGUGGCACAACCUGGCGGAAAUAGACGUACCUAUGGAAUAAUAGCUUUGUCUCGGCGAACGAGAAUAGGAGGUCAAGAUUGAACACAGGCGAAACAUGCGGGCUUUAUCGACACGUUAUACACGCACAUAUACAUGCAUACGAAAUGAUAUAUUUGGCGCGAAUUACCGAUUUGGUGCGUGAUUUAUCGUUGCUCAAAAAAAAAUCAAGUAUUAUAAAGCAAAAACAAAAGGUUGAUACGCGAUAAAAUAAAGAGAAGUUGACAAG